Messenger RNA from Calypte anna (Anna's hummingbird), 2891 nucleotides. It is a transcript of the gene CDKL2, whose product is annotated as cyclin dependent kinase like 2. Gene Ontology annotation, molecular function: cyclin-dependent protein serine/threonine kinase activity; ATP binding. Bases 103 to 1758 code for a protein of 551 amino acids. The transcript is spliced from 13 exons. Gene Ontology annotation, biological process: protein phosphorylation. Lineage: Eukaryota; Metazoa; Chordata; Aves; Apodiformes; Trochilidae. Gene Ontology annotation, cellular component: nucleus. The record is from RefSeq and is a predicted model, not a curated record.
ACGGGGCGUUCAGCCCGCGGCCGCCGCCGCCAUCGUCCGGCGGCCACGGUUCCUUCAUCACCUCAGGGCUGCGGGCUCAGGGAGGGGGGAAAGGUAGCGGCCAUGGAGAAGUACCAAGUGCUGGGCCUCGUCGGGGAAGGCAGCUACGGAGUGGUGACCAAAUGCAGGAAUAGGGAGAGCGGGAAAAUCGUCGCCGUCAAGAAGUUCCUGGAAAGCGAUGAGGACGCGGUGGUGAGGAAGAUCGCGGUGAGGGAAAUCAAACUGCUGAAGCAACUCAGGCAUGAGAAUCUGGUGAGCCUGCUGGAAGUGUAUAAAAAGAAGAAACGCUGGUACCUGGUCUUUGAAUUUGUGGAUCACACAGUGCUUGAUGACCUUGAGGCAUUUCCAAACGGACUUGACUACAGCAGGGUUCGGAAAUACUUAUUUCAGAUUAUCAGAGGAACAGCAUUUUGUCACAGUCAUAAUAUAAUCCAUCGGGACAUCAAACCAGAGAACAUCCUGGUUUCUCAGUCAGGAGUUGUCAAACUCUGUGACUUUGGCUUUGCCCGUACCUUAGCAGCUUCUGGGGAAGCUUACACAGACUACGUGGCAACCCGAUGGUACAGAGCUCCAGAGCUGCUGGUGGGAGACAUCAAGUAUGGCAAGGCUGUGGACGUGUGGGCUAUUGGCUCUCUGAUAACAGAAAUGCUUACAGGAGAACCUCUCUUCCCUGGAGAUUCAGACAUUGACCAGCUCUACCAUAUCACCAAGUGCCUGGGUAAUUUAAUUCCAAGACACCAAGAGUUAUUCUAUAAAAAUCCCCUCUUUGCUGGCAUGAGGUUGCCUGAAGUGAAGGAGCCUGAGUCUCUGGACAAACGAUAUCCCAAGCUCUCUGCUGCAGUUCUAGAUUUAGCCAAGAAAUGUUUGCAGAUUGACCCAGACAAAAGGCCCUCCUGUGCUGAGCUCCUGCAGUGUGAUUUCUUUAACAAGGAUGGAUUUGCAGAAAGAUUUACUCAGGAGCUUAAAUUAAAGAUUCAGAAAGAUGCCAGAGAUCAUCAAUUACAAAAAAGACCAAAAAUCAGCAAAAGAGACAAAGAUGACAUUUUAGAAGAAAGAAAAAUACUUGGUGUCCAGGACUUCAGCAUUGACCCCAAGAGCAGAGACACAAAGUUACUGAAGGCAAAAUGCUCUAAAGCUGAUGGAGAGAAAGCAGACAGAUCCUCCAACCUCAGCUCCCUCUAUGACACUGCCAUCAACCCCUUUAAAAUGAGCCCUCAGACCAGCCUGAAAGAUUCCAGCAGCAGCUUAGACUACUCCAAGAAUGCAGGCAUUGUUAUCCCUCCCAUCAACCAGAGCUUUUCUCCCACCAUGGCUGGGAUGGGGCCUGUGCCUGGGAACCUCAGUUACAGAGUUGAUGAGAAGAGCAAAAAAUACUUGAACCCAUUCCUAAAGCAAGGGAAGCAUUCUCCAGCAGGCCCCUACAGUGUGAGCCUGACACCAGUUACAAAUGAAAAAAACAUCCUUCAGGCAAACAGGAAAAAAUGGGAAUUCUCCAAGAAAGAUGUGCGUUUGCCAGAACUAAAUCAUCUCCCUGAACUGAGAGGGGUGGAAGCGUGGCAUCCCAGAUUUCUGAAAAAGGAAAAUAAAACAGUUUCAGCAUCCCGUGUCCCCUCCCUUGCUGCUAUUGACCUCCAUAACCUAAGUCUGGCCUCACAGCAGCUGUCAGGAACGUUGAUGCCCAAUGCAUCAGAAUCCAGCUUCCCCAGAGUAGAGCACUAACCUUAUGGAGAGGAUCACAAAUAAAAGUGCAGGUGGCUGACACAGUGGGAACAGUCCACCUGAGUUUCCAGGUGCUAAAGCUGCAAGGUCUGUGCAGGAGAGAGGAGGAUCCCUUACUCUCCUGUUAGUGCAGCAGACUGCCAUGGGAUGCUUGGGUCCGGGCUGAGGACAGAGUUCAUGCUGCCAUUGCUGCUGGAUUUCUUGCUUGCAAAACUGCUCCUGAAAUGUUUGACUUUGUGGCCCAGGGGCAAGGUCUUGUCUGAGGCCACUUAGGGAAAAAUUAGUGGUUAUUGGUGUGUGACAAGGGCAAGAAGCUGGUUUGGAGGAUUUGGAAGGAAGCUGGGCUUUCUUCUCUCCAACUGCUGUCUUCUUCAGGGUUUUAUUUUUAAAUGAAUAAUGAGAGAGAGUAGAUAAUCUGCUGAGUUGUCAGCAGGCUACCUGAUACAUAUUGAAAAAGCACCUUUGCCUUGACAAAAACGCCAGUGAAGAAAAUGUCUGUGCAAGAAAUGAAACCUUUAAAUGUGUAAAUGUCCCCAGCUGUUCUGCUGAAACCCUUGCUAACGCUCAGCAGCGUGUGUCACCUGCUGUCAGCUUCCUUUUCCCUCCGUGCUUUCCUUCCCAUCCUUGGGUGGUUGUAUUUUGGCUGCUGUUAAUGGUGGAGGAAGAGCAUCAGUGUCAACCACGAAGCUGUGAUGCAGGCAGUGUGUGAAAUGGCUUCUGUCACCACUCCUUUAGGUCCCUGGGGGGAAUGGGACAUCUCAAACGUGACAGUGGCUUGUGGAGAGAGAAAAAAUGGCAUCGCUUUCAUCUUGGGACUGUUACAAGACCAUUUUUACUAAACUGCCCUCAAGCUGGUUGUUGUCAGUUCUGUGGUGUCCCUACGUUGGUCACAACUUUCUUUUUUGGCAGCUUUGAGGGUGCUGUCACAGCUCAUGUCCCCCCCUGUACGGUGUCGUUGACUUUGGAACUUGUCUUUCCACAAAAUCCGUGGCCUUUCCCAUUGUUGCAUCAUGGCAGAAUACAGUACAAAUAAGAAUAAUAUUUAGGGCUUUGUGGCUAUGCUGUGUUUGGAUGUGUACGUUAAAACUGGUAAAUAAAGGGAUAUCCAGAUUCCUUGUCUGGGAAACAGCAAA